Molecule: messenger RNA, 6294 nt
Organism: Sparassis crispa
Lineage: Eukaryota; Fungi; Basidiomycota; Agaricomycetes; Polyporales; Sparassidaceae
Exons: 19
Coding region: 1-6294 (2097 amino acids)
Biological process (GO): meiotic chromosome separation; proteolysis
Cellular component (GO): centrosome; mitotic spindle pole body; mitotic spindle
Molecular function (GO): protein binding; cysteine-type endopeptidase activity
Source: RefSeq, a predicted model, not a curated record
AUGCCUGCACCUGCUAGGACUCGUAUCCCAAGGACUACCGCGAAGCCGAAGACAGAAACUGCAAAUGACCUCGCCACAGCACUCUCUACGAAGCUGACCAUCUCAAAUGCCAAGAGGAAGGGGAAGGCGUCCCUGUCUGCGGUCGAGGUUAACGCAGACACUAUUGCUACUGAACUUGCGACAAAGCUCAUUAUCUCGAAACCGAAGGGGAGAGCCAAGGCGUCGCUGCUCUCAGUGGAAGACCGUCGCACGAAUGCCAUGCGUGCUGUCAAUGCAGCGUCCAGAAAUCUCUCCACCAUCAUUGACUCUGGAUGGAAAGCGAAGCAGAAGGGUCGUUCGGAAUCUAGUGUGGCCGGCUACGCUUCUGCAGCGAAGAAGGGUCUGGAAACUCUCAGAGAGCUGAGCCCUAGGGAGGUGGACAUCGAACGAGCAGCAUCGGCUGUGGUGGGUAAGCUCGUCUCCCUCGAGAUGUAUGACACCGCCAUUUCUAUCCUGGCCGACAUGCGUAAUGCUCUAAUCGCGCUAUACUACGCGGACUACCAAUUAUCAAGCAAACCUCUGCAAUUUUGCGCUGUUUACCUCCCUCUUGUGGAAACUGAGAUUCCUGAACUAAUACUAACCCUCAUCUCGACGUAUCUUCUUCAUUCCAUCGCCGUCUAUUGUCAACCCAAGUUCGAUCUCGCCGCGUUAGCGGAUGUGCUCGACUCCAGUCCUACAUUACUCGCUUGGACCACCCAGCUAACGCGUCUGCCCGAGAAGCAGCACGACUCAGUGCUUACUCGUUCAUACACAGCGAUCGCGACCUGUGCGUCAUCACCAGGAAUCGCUCCUCGGACGGCGUAUCGUUUACGCACUUAUGCGCUGCUAUGCCUUGCGCACACUCGCCCCUCUAUCAUUGUUUCGAAUACAUUUUGGGAUCAGGCGGUCAAAUUCGCUGCGGCACUCGUUGCGGGAGAACGAGGCGGAGAAGAAGAUAGUCAGUGUGAAGUGGCAGAACAUGUGCUACAAAGCUAUGAACGCGUGGUCGCCGCUGUGCAAGGUCGCCCUGACAAGACCACAUUCAUGAGCGGCACAGGCUUUGUCGCGUUCUGCGAAUACUGGAUUGCUUGUGCCAAGGAGGCUGGCGAUAUGAAGGCGUUGGAUAGAAUCAAUGGAAUGAUCGGUGGGAGCGAACCUGCUCAAGCGGGACGCGAGAAGUUCAUAGUCGAUGGCACGAAGAUAUGUGCGACGCUUGCACAGGCUCUCACCGUCUUCGACAAAUGGGACGAUUGCGCCAGCGAUCGUGCUUCACGCUUGCAUGAUACAGAAACGGCUAUCACACGAUGCGGACUGUUCCUGAGCAAGAGGAACGACACGGACGAGAAGCGCACCGCCGAUAAGGUGAGGCGUGCUCUGGAACGCUUGCGGCGGUCCGCUAUCAAGGUCCUCGAAUCUUCGUCUCCUACUGAGGUGCAGAAUUCGGCGAAAUCUGUGCUGGAGAAUAUCAUUGGUGUCCUUGCAGAGGCUGUCCACGAGACGCACACGCUCAGUACUGACACGGUCACGCCGGCUCUGGACACGCUCUUUGUGCUCGCCCGGACAUCUAUGUGUGUUUCGAAUCCCGACACAUACGCGUAUGCUUUUGGAUGCCUUGCUCGUGCAUCGAUGCUGGUCUCUGGUUUGAGCAACAACGCGUCCUCUGCGGACGCGAUGGGGUCGUGCGCUAACUAUGUACGAUGCGUGUCUGGCGCGUUCCACCAUCUUGCAGGGGUGUUGUAUCAGGCAAGUCGGUAUUCACACACCGUGCGCUUCCUGAACGAAGGAUGCGUGCUGGGCAGCCGCGCUCUGGAGAUGUACCGCGAGGCAAGACGCGGUGGGUCUGAUGCAAGGAAGCAGGAGGACGCGUGGACGCAGCUUGAAGACCAAUUGUAUAGGCGGUGGGAGCUUUUAGGAGUUUGUCAAGCGAAGACGGGUGAUCGAAAGCUCGCGUUUGACGCUUUUGUGAUGAGUAUUAAAACCUUCCCCUUUUCUCAGCCGUCUUUUGUUCAAGCUGUUCGCACCACUCCUAGCGGCGUGUUCGACACUUCAUCGUCACUCAAGCAGAUCGCUAGUGUCCUGGAUCGUGCGACGUACAUGGGCGCGUGUGAUCUGUUCCUCGAGCCCGAUAAGCUCAGCACGAAAGUGUGGCUAGCAGAGACCGCGCUCUCCGGCGGCGAAGGCGCUCAGACGUGGAACUGUGUCAUCGGGACACUGCUGGAGAGACAGAUAGAAAGCCUUGAGAGCAGCCGGUGGAAGGCCGGGGUGCGUGCGAUGAUUGAUGUUCUGCUGCGCCAUGCGCUCGAAGUGUACUCGCCAACAGAAAGACCCGUACGGAGGGCACGCGUGCUACUUAAGUGUCUGGAACAUGCUUACUAUGCUCCUGCUGAAGGUAGCGCAUCAAUAGCGGGAUUGUCUCCGACCGAGAUCGCUGCGGAAGCGCUUGAGCUGCUUUCACGCGAGGACCCUAGUAGUGACAGUGGCUUAGUCCAAUAUCGCACACAGUAUCUCGCAACGACCCACCUUUACAUGGCUUUGCACACUCAUCGUAUAGCGGGGGAGAACCACGCUCACGUCGUUGUAACAAAUGCGGAGCAGGCAUGGCAAGUACUAAAGAAGAUGAUAUCGAACGUCCCUCGUCAAUCGCUUGCCAAGAUUCAGUCACCUCGAGUAAUCGCCGCUCCCAAGAAGAAACCUGCUGCAAGAGCCGGUGCUAGCACACGAGGUGGGCCAACAAGGACGAGAAUCGCCAAGGCUUCGGCGAGACACAAUCCGCCAGUGACGCCCAAGCCUCGUCAUGCCUUGAAUGAUCAUCCCGUCAACACAGCUCUUGUCACACCUCCAAAGCCAGCAGUGAAUCACCACAAAUCGGCAGCCGUAUUUGAUGACUUCCCCAAGUUCUUCAGUCUACUCGUAACGACAUCGCACUUGGUUGGCUUACUGGGGCAUGUCCUGGUCAAGAUCCAGUUACUCAACACUGCUCGGAGGUUGAGUGAGCAACACAAAGGAGCGACGUCAGAUGAAUUCAUCAUGGCAUCCCUGGAGCUUGCCCACGAAUACGUCAAGCUGGGAAGGGCGCGGAAAGCAGCAAGCGUUUAUAACCAAGCGCUUGCAUCUGUUCGCAGUGGAGAGGCGUCGCCAGAAGUGCGAGUGAUGUUCCUGUUGCGAUACGCUGAAGCCCUUGCUGCCGCAGGGAACGUGCUGAAGAGUGCGAGUGCCUACUGCGAAGCCUUGGCACUGUCUGAAGACCUGGCGGUAGACGAGAAGGGGAUGUCUACUGCACAACGAGUGCGACUACGUGUUGCAGUCUUAGAACGGGCAGCUGUCGCAGCAUCUAUCUUCUCUGUGAUGCAGUAUUCACGGGACGAUGCAAACACGUCUCUCGAUGGUCUUUUGCAGUCGCUGAGACUCUGGAAUCGUGCCAUUGACACGAUGGCACGAUUGCAUCCUACCCCUCCGUCAAAGUCUACCACAGAACCGUCCAACCCGUUUGAGGUUGCCGAACCCUCACGGUCUUCCGAACAGGUCGCACCGAGAAGGUCAUUCCAGCAAAGGUCUUCUAUGGAUGCCGUUGAAUGGCGUAUCGCCGAUGGACUGAUGGACACAUUGCUGUCCUUGGCCCAGGGCUACUUCACGCGUGGAUCCCCAAGGGAGGCACAGUAUUUCGCAGAACAAGCGUAUGAUCUUGCGAACUCUCUGAAAGCGCCCGCGAUGAUCAGUCGGGCAUUGGCGCGCAAGGGAGAGAUCUUACUACAUCUCGGACAGCUGGAGGAGGCGCACAGUGCCCUCAUCCAAGCAGCCGAUUUGGUUACGGACGUCGCUGGUACUGAUGCUGCAGAUGUCCAUCGUUUGCGCGGUCAUUACAAUCAGCUGAACGCACAUCACCAGGAUGCUCAAGAGCUCUACGAACGGUCACUCGCGAUGCUCGAUGAGUUGGGGAAGUUGUUCUCGGCUUAUGAUGGUGUCAUGAGUGGUGCAAGGAAGUCUCUUGGCGUCUCGCCCAGGUCGCCAAGAAAUCAGUCCGGUCAAGAUGCGCUAGCACCUGCCCUACUUGCAGUAAUUCUGCGGCAACAGAUUGGUCUCUUGCAUGACACUGGCUCAGAGUACAAGACCUUGCUUGAGCGAUUUGCGUCUCUUCCCCCGACGACAGAGACAAAGGCGGAGCAUAGUGCGCUCAUGGCGAAACUGACCCUCGACGAUGUGUACUCUCGAUUCCGUGCCGAUAUGUUCCUCAGCUCCCUGGCCGAGUCCGCAAUCACUAUACCUAUGGGGAUGUCGACCCACCGUGCAAUUACGCUGACACCGGCGACGCAGGACAUCCUCGGCACGCUCACUACGGCUGAGAAGAUGUUCUGGUCGGAUCUCGUUUCCAUCUCGCAUCGUGGGAACGUACCGCACGUCCGGAGCGCGGCGAUAUCGCUGGCGUUGAUCAGGACUCUGCAGACGUCUCUUGGAAAGGGAGGAACCGAUGCGGCGGUCCUUGCUGCACGUCUCAUCGAUGCCUCGACCUCAAUCACAUUGCAUCGAGAAAUGCUGGAGGCCGUUCAACACAAGUUCCGAGAUCCACUAUCGUUCGACGACCUUCGCUGGCCGGUAGUUACCCCCAAUGGUUCACCGUUGCCACCACCUGUCCAAGUCCGCGUACGACGACACCGAGGUUCCCUAUCAUUCGACGACUCAGACGAAGAGCCUGACGGCUCAACAGACGAGUCUUCUCUCCAAGAUUAUUGGAAAGAAGUGCAGAAGAAAUAUCAAUCCGCGAUAUUCGAUGCUCCGAGCAUGUCGGCGCCCCGAGUGCGCCUCCUCCCGGCCAACUGGACCGUCGUGAACAUCACCGUCACAGAGGACAAGAGUACGAUGUUUGUCACGCGCCAGAGGGCGAGCCAGAGCCCGCUCAUCUUCUGCCUGCCGCUGAAGGGGCGACGGGAGAACCAGGAUGACGAGCACCUGGCAUUUGACGAUGCCAUCGGCGAGCUUAAGGAGAUCAUCCGGCUCAGUGACGAAGGUACUAAGGGAGCUGCGAACAUCAAGAAAGACGACAAGAGCGCACGUGCCGCUUGGUGGGCGGACCGGACCGCGCUGGACAAGCGUUUGCAGGAGCUGCUCGACAACAUCGAGUUCUGUUGGCUGGGGGCGUUCAAGACUAUCCUCAGCCAGUCGAUGAACAUGACGCCCGACGACAUCGCGACGCUUCGUACGCGUCUAGACAAGGUCUUCGAGCGGAGCCUCGUGCUGCAGGACAAGAAGCAGAAGACGCGCGUUCGCCUCGACGAUGCGCUCACAGAGUGCUUUGCCGAGCUCCCGCCGCACUGCCGCGACGAAGAGCUCGAGGACCUCGUGUACUUCGUGCUCGACCUCUACCAAUUCCACGGCGUUCCCGUUGCGAUCGCCGAGGUCGACGUCGACCAGGUGUGCGUCGACCUCCGGAGCGCGCUCGAGGAGCAGGUGGCGCGGUUGCGGAGCCGCGGUCCGGCCGGUGCCACGGGGCACAACGAUGCACACACGUUCCUGGUGCUCGACAAGAACGUCCAGGGCAUCCCGUGGGAGUCGCUCCCGGUGUUGCGGGGAAAGAGCGUGAGCCGUAUCCCGAGCAUGGAGUUCUUGCUCGACCGCACCGAGCUGGCGCGGCGGCAGACGAGUCCCGAGGCGUGGAAGGGCGACGAGGCGAAGGUCGAUCGGGCGGUUGUGGACCCCCGAAAGACCUACUACGUCCUCAACCCAAGUGGAGAUUUGAAGAACACGGAAGCGCGUUUUUCGCCCUGGCUCAGGGGCAUGAAGGCCGUGGGCUGGAAUGGAGUCGUCGGUCGCGCUCCCAGCGAGCAGCAGCUGGUGGAUGCGUUGACGAGAAACGACUUGGUGAUCUAUUUCGGACAUGGUGGCGCUGAGCAGUACGUCCGCUCACACAAGAUACGGCACCUGCCGCGCUGUGCUGCGACGAUGCUCUGGGGAUGCUCCUCCGGCGCGCUCAAGGAGAUGGGCGACUUUGAUCGCGUCGGCACGCCCUACAACUAUAUGCUUGCCGGCUGCCCGACCCUCGUCGCGAACCUCUGGGACGUGACCGACAGGGACAUCGACAAGUUCUCGCAGGCGGUAUUCGAUAGCCUGCGGUUGAUCCCUUCUGAAGUGAACCGCUGGCGGCCAAACGAGACUGUAGACGCGGGCAGUGCGCGUGACGGCGUCUCCGCGGUGACCGCCGUGGCCAAAGCCAGAGAGUGCUGCAAGCUGAAGUACCUCACGGGUGCGGCGCCUGUUGUCUACGGGAUUCCAUUCUACCUUUGA